Tetrahymena thermophila SB210 is the source of this 2403-nucleotide messenger RNA. Its product is annotated as copine protein. Gene Ontology annotation, biological process: cellular response to calcium ion. The record is from RefSeq and is a predicted model, not a curated record. NCBI's taxonomy places the organism in Eukaryota, Ciliophora, Oligohymenophorea, Hymenostomatida, Tetrahymenidae. Gene Ontology annotation, cellular component: plasma membrane. The transcript has a single exon. Gene Ontology annotation, molecular function: calcium-dependent phospholipid binding.
UUAAGAUUGCAAUUACAAAUUUUAUAUCUUUGGUUGAUCGAUCAAUAUUUUAGGUAAUAGUGUAAUUAUAGCUAGCUGCUAUUUGUUGAAUAUAUUUUUUCUUAAAAAAUCAAAAUUUAAUUACUGUCUGUGAUGCUUACAUUUGUAAAUAGUAGGUAAAAAUUUGGAUAUAUUACUAAAGAAUUGUAUAGAUAUUAUUUCUUUUGGAAAAAGCAAAUAUUAAGUUUUAUAUAAAUUGAAAGAAGCUUUAUAAAACAAAAACGUUAAAAAAUGGAAAAUUUAGCUUAGUUUUAUCCAAGGUAAAAUGGUAAAUUAUAAAGGAAAGGGAGUUUCUUCAUUUCGGAUGAAGUAGGAAAGAAAGUAGAAAUAUUUAUUUAAUGCAGAUAAUUGAAGAACGUCGACAUUCUUUCAAAGAGUGAUCCGUACGUUAUAAUGAAAGUUAAAAAAAAUAGGUCGAUCUUCAAGAAAUAGGAUGGAGAAAAAGAUGAUAAAAAUCUUUGGAUUGAAUUAGGGAGAACAAAUGUGAUCUAAGAUAAUCUUAAUCCUAAUUUUAUUGAGAGUUUUAUCGUCAAUUAUAAAUUUGAAGAGUAUCAACCAGUGAAAUUUGAAGUUUGGGACUAUGAUUCACCUUCAAGAAGCAAUUUUUUAGGACAAGUAGAAUGCUCCUUAGGAGAAAUAGUUAAAUAGCCUAACCAAAUACUGGUACUUAACUUAGCUGAUGAUUAAGGAAAGAUACAAUAUGAUGGUUAAAAGAAUCCGAAGAAUGGAAAGAUUAUGAUUAGAUACGAAGAAGUAUUUGAAUCAAACGACAUUGUUAUGUUCUAACUUUCAACUUAAAAGGUUCAUGUUUCAAGAUUUAUUUUAAACCUCUUCUUAAGAAUCUAUCGAAAAUCAGAGAAUGGAUAACCUAUUCUAAUUUAUUAAUCAUCUAAUUCCGGAAAAAGUAUGAAGAACAAAACUAUUAAGUUAGAGGGUUAAAAACUUUGCAAUUCAGAUUAUAAUGUUCCUGUAGUUUUUGAAGUUUGGAAUAAAGGCGUGUUCGGAUCUGAAGAAUUUAUAGGUUACUUUGAAGCUUCUGUCAAUGAGCUAAGAGAUAAAAUGGAAAGAAUUAAAGAAGAAGGCUUGAUACCUGUUCAGUUUAAGCUUAAGCAAGACAAUCGAAAGAAUUCGAUACAUACUGACAACAGCUAAAUAGGAACUGUAACUUUCCAUAAAACGGAAGUUAUAACGCUACCUUCAUUCUUAGAUUAUCUAAGAGGAGGAACUCAAAUAAAUUUAGUAAUUGGAAUUGAUUUUACAGGUUCAAAUAAGGAUCCUUCUGAGAAAAAUAGUUUACAUCAUAUAGAACCUUCAAGUAAUAAUAUGCUGAAUUCUUUGUCUAUUAAUUCAAUGAAUUAAUAUUAGAGAGCAAUAUAUGCAGUUGGAAAAAUACUUAUGGAGUAUGAUUAAGAUAAGCUGAUUCCUACAUAUGGUUUUGGUGCAGAAGUUGAUGGAGAAGUUAGACAUGCCUUUCCAUUAAAUAGAAGUGAAUCAAACCCAGAAUUAUUUGGAAUACAGAGUGUGCUAGAUUAAUACAAACAAUUUUUAAGUAAUCAUCCUAGAUUUAGUGGUCCUACAUAUUUCGCUCCAUUAAUAGAAAAGUGUAUGGCUCAAGCAUAGCAAAGUUUAGCAGAAAAAAAAGAAGAUUAUUUUGUUUUGCUUAUUUUGACUGAUGGUAUUAUUCACGAUAUGGAGCAAACAAAAAGGCUUAUAGUAGAUUGUGCAAGACUUCCAAUUAGCAUUAUCAUAGUUGGUGUAGGUGGAGCUAACUUUAAAGACAUGAAUGAACUAGAUGGAGACGAGGGAUUACAAGAUUCAAGAGGAAAGCUGGCAUAAAGAGAUUUAGUGCAAUUUGUUGAGUUUAAGAAAUUUGAAGGCAAUGAUAUCCUCUUACAAAAAGAAGUUCUACAAGAAUUACCUGAUUAAAUCGUAGAAUAUUAUCUAUUAAGUAAAAGGCUCCCUGAAGGUUUCGAGUAUUAGCCCCAUAUUAAUUACAUAGAAUUCACUAGAAUUAUAUAGGAAGAAAAAUCAAAUAAAAUGAAAUAGAGCAACUCUCCCUUUUAAAUGUUUAUCCAUGCCAUUAUCAUUGUUGCAAUAUUCAUUAUAAUCACAAAUCUUAUUUUCUGAUAAACUAACUAAAAAGUGUAAUAAAUAUAUAAAAGUUAAGAAACACCUUAGUCAAUCUAGCAAAUACUUUACAAAUAAAAAUAUACUAACUAAUUAAUAUAUAAAAUCACAAUUUUGUAAAUUAAAAAUGAAUUUUAUUUAUUAUAUUAAUCAAUUUUAUAAAUCCUAUAUAAAGUAUGUAAAUAUAUUUUUUAUUUUACUUACAAAUAAAUACAUUUUUUUGUUUUUUUCCUUCCA